GGUCCCCGAGUUUGGCGCAGAGACCCCUGGGUGGAAUAGGUCUGAGGAGCCCUUCCUGGGACCGGAAACUCCUCUGAGGAGUUUCUACCGGCACCGGAAGUUGCUCUGAGGUAGACUUGAGUUUGAGGAGUUGGGUUUCCUGGGAGACGGGAAAGCAUCUGUUACUGGGUCCCCAUCCCCGCCGAGAAAAGUUUGUCAGAUCUUCUGGGCCUGAUGGCUGAAGAUGAAUGCCCCAAUGACACUAGGAACCUUGGGUAACUAUCCAGGCGCUUGUUGGGAUUUGUCUUGCUACUUGCGGUAGUGUGGAGACGCAUUCAGCAUGAACAGAAAGGCAGCCAUAGAAGGAUGAGAGCUUUUCUCUCAGAUCUUCCGCAGCUCUGCUAGCUGGAGACAUGGAGGGGAAGGAGGAGAAGCAUAAAAAAGGUCCCUGGAACCAGGCAGCUAUGGCUGAGGAGUUUGUGGCCCUCAAGGAUGUGACCAUGGAUUUCACUUCGGAAGACUGGGAAGAGCUGGAGCUAGAGCUGGACCACAGGGACCUGUUCUGGGAUGGGACACUGAACACCUGCCAGGACCUUGUCUUGUUCAGUAAGUGUCACCCUGAUCCAGGGUCCUACCCCCCACGGCCCAGCCUGAUUUCCCAACCAGAAGUCUGUGAAGCACUGGAAGCUAUGAUCAAAGGAGGCCCCGCCGCCCCCAGUGCAGAAGUCACUGAGACCAAGAGCUCUCCUUUGCAGCAGGGCUCCUUGGAAGAAGGCCUCUCCCACGUCACGGAGACAUAUUCCAAGGAGGAACUCAACUUUGGAGCCUGUCUAGGCAAGAACUGGCCAGCUAGUUUUCUGAGAGAUCCGCAACGUCUCCCAAGAGCUGACAGUACCGACAAGGAAAGCCGCACAGAUUGCAAGAGUCCUGAAUUCACGAGCGGCCCCAGUCCUGGGCCUCUGUGCUCCGCAGGAGAGGACGCUGUGCUAGCUGGUAGUGCUGAGAAGACCCUCACAGCAGUGAUGCCACAAGAACCCGGGAGUGACUUCAGCUGGUGCUUAGAGCAGAGCCAGCAGGACUCCGUCCAGGCGGAGGAGAAGCUAUACAAGUGUAGUGAGUGUGGGGAAAGCUUCGGCCAGAGUUUCCACCUCAUCCAGCACUGGAUUGUCCACGUGAGGGAGCAGGAGCUCAGCAAGGGUGCUUCCCUUCUCCUGCGGCCAGUGACUCAGACAUGCCACAAAUCCUACACGUGUCAGGAAUGCGGGAAAAGGUUUAGUCAGAAUAUGUACCUCCAGUGGCAUCAGAAAAUUCACACUGGAGAAAAACUCUGUAAAACUCAAAGUGGUAACCUAGAAAAGCCGUCGAAGAGUCAAAGUGGUGUGCCCCAAAAGCUGCAGCAGAGUGAAGGCGCUGGUUCAGCAGGAGGGGGUGCCGUUCAAGGUCAGGACCAAGAAAAACCACCUGCUGGUAAAAGUAGUGACCACGGCAAGCUGCCUGAGAGUCAGAACGGUGACGCUCCAUCCAUUCUUCAUCCACAGCCUAUUAAACAUCCGAAACCUCCCGCGAGUGCUAUGCCCUGCAGAUGGAGGAGAUACGGGAAGGCACUCAGCCAGGCCCUUCAUCCAGCUGCGCACCAGAAAGCCCACACCCAGAAGCUCUAUGAGUGCGCUGCGUGCCCCGAAACCUUCAACCUAAGGAAGCAUUUCUUGCAACAUCGGAAAACUCACUUUACAAAAACCGUCUUUGAGUGUCAAGAGUGCAGAAAGACCUUUAGUCACAGGUCCUCCCUCAUUGAACACCAGGCCGUUCACACAGGCGAGAAGCCAUAUAAGUGUAAUGAAUGUGGGAAAGCUGUCAGCCAUUACUCCACCCUGAAGAUCCACCAGAGGCUGCACAGUGGAGAGAAGCCGUACAAAUGCAGCGAGUGUGGGAAAGCCUUCUGUCGGAGCACACGCCUUAAGGAGCAUCAACAAAUCCACUCGGGCUACCGGCCCCACCAGUGUCCAGAAUGUGUCAGGAGUUUUAGCCGUCCCUCACACUUGACCCGCCAUCAGCUGAGCCAUGCCACAGAGAAGCUCUUUGCCUGUGCUAAAUGCAAGGAGACCUUCAGCCAUAAAGAGCAGCUAGCGCAGCACCGCAAAGGUCACAGCAUCGAGUCCCUGUAUGAGUGUGAGCAAUGUGGAGAACACUUCAUUUGCAGCUCGACUCUGAAUUGCCACCUGAGCAUUCACACCAGAGAAAAUACAGGCGAGAAAGGGCUGGGUCAGAACUCAAGGCACACUGAGAAACGCUUUAAGUGUAACAAGUGUGGCAAAGCCUUUAACCACAGCAGAUACCUCAGGAAGCACGAGAAGAUUCACACCAAGGUGACGUCUGAGCACAGAGGACGUGGGGAAGCCUGUGACCAGAGUGUGCAGCUCCCUGGCCAUCCAAGCAUCCAUGCUGGUAAGACACCAGAUGAAUGCAGUGAGUCUGAGAAAUGCUCUCCUAACACCUCUGUCACUGAGCCCCAGCCUUCCCAAAGUGCACGUCCCUUUAAAUGCAGCAAGUGCAGCAAGGCCUUCGGCCAGCGUGCCCACCUUUUGAAGCAUGAGUUAAUCCACACUGGGGAGAAACCCUUUAAAUGCAGCGAGUGCGGCAGAGCCUUCAAGGAGAGCAGCUACCUCCUUCAGCACCAGCGAGCCCAUGCUGGAAGGAAGCACUUGGCGUGCAGCGAGUGUGGGAAAACCUUUAGUCAGAGUUCGUGCCUUUCUAAGCAUUGGAAAAUCCACACCGGGGAGAAGCCCUUUUCAUGUGGGGACUGUGGCAAAGCCUUCAUUUUGGGUGCCCAACUCCUCCGACACCGGAGAAUUCACACUGGAGAAAAGCCUUAUGUCUGUGAAGAGUGUGGGAAAGCCUUCCGCCAGAGCUCGUGCCUGAUGCUCCACCGCAGAGUCCACACUGGCGAGAAGCCGUACACAUGCAGCCAGUGUGGGAAAGCCUUCUCCCAGAAAGCCAACCAGAGAAAGCACGAGCGGAUUCACAGCGGGGAAAAGCCUUACGCCUGCGAUGAGUGUGGGAAAGCCUUUGGCCUCAGCACCCAUCUCAGCCAACACCGCAGAGUCCACACCCGGGAGAAGCCAUGUUGUCAAGAUUGUCACAAAGCCUUUUACAGCUAUGCUGCUCUUAGCAAACACCGGCGACUUCACCUUUGUAAAGUAACAAGUGGCACUGCCGAGAGCCACUUGGUGACAGCAGAGUCCCAUGCUUCUGAAAGCGUUCAUCUGAAGCCAUCCACCAAAACCAACACAUUGCAAACCUCCCCUCCUGUUAAGUCAUAAUAAAAG
Acomys russatus (golden spiny mouse) is the source of this 3305-nucleotide messenger RNA. It is a transcript of the gene Znf473, whose product is annotated as zinc finger protein 473. Gene Ontology annotation, molecular function: RNA polymerase II cis-regulatory region sequence-specific DNA binding; DNA-binding transcription factor activity, RNA polymerase II-specific. The transcript is spliced from 6 exons. The record is from RefSeq and is a predicted model, not a curated record. NCBI's taxonomy places the organism in Eukaryota, Metazoa, Chordata, Mammalia, Rodentia, Muridae. Gene Ontology annotation, biological process: regulation of transcription by RNA polymerase II. The coding region runs from base 393 to 3299 and encodes 968 amino acids.